This is a messenger RNA of Chiloscyllium plagiosum (whitespotted bambooshark), 5215 nucleotides long. RefSeq names its product solute carrier family 35 member A1 (gene slc35a1). The record is from RefSeq and is a predicted model, not a curated record. Gene Ontology annotation, cellular component: Golgi membrane. Gene Ontology annotation, biological process: pyrimidine nucleotide-sugar transmembrane transport. NCBI's taxonomy places the organism in Eukaryota, Metazoa, Chordata, Chondrichthyes, Orectolobiformes, Hemiscylliidae. Gene Ontology annotation, molecular function: pyrimidine nucleotide-sugar transmembrane transporter activity.
AACGUCUGCGAUUGUUUCCCGAUCUGGGCCUCGUUCGAUUGCGGCGGGUCAGCGGCACUGAGCCUGGGAGGCGGCAGCCCGGGGACUGAAUCUCCUCCAUCCACUGCAUUCAGCUAACCGGGAAGAUGGCUACCGAGAAUGUCAGCGUAUUGUUUAAAGUGUACUGCUUGUCAGUAAUGACGCUUGUGGCAGCUACUUAUACUGUAACAUUACGGUACACAAGGACAGUCUUAACAAAGAUGUAUUUUGCAACCACUGCCGUUUGUAUCACUGAAGUCAUCAAACUAAUUCUGAGUUUAGGUAUGUUAAUAAGGGACACUGGGAGUUUGAGUAAGACGCUGUCAACUUUGCAGGAGCAUAUACUAAGAAGUCCCAAAGAAAUGCUGAAGCUCAGUGUUCCAUCUCUAGUGUAUGCUGUUCAGAACAAUAUGGCUUUUGUGGCACUUAGUAAUUUGGAUGCAGCAGUGUAUCAGGUGACGUAUCAACUAAAGAUCCCCAGUACAGCGUUGUGUACGGUCUUUAUGCUGAACCGCUCACUCAGCAAGGUGCAGUGGGCGUCUGUGUUUAUGCUGUGUGCUGGGGUAUCACUAGUCCAGUGGAAGCCUGUAGAAACUACAAAGGUGCAGAUUGAACAGAAUCCACUUUUGGGAUUUGUUGCCAUAGCCAUUGCAGUGUUGUGUUCUGGAUUUGCAGGUGUUUACUUUGAGAAGGUGCUGAAAAGUUCUGAAACAUCUCUGUGGGUGAGGAACAUACAGAUGUAUAUCUCUGGCAUUGUGGUCACUGCAUUUGGAGUUUUUGUGAAUGAUGGUGCCCAAGUGAUGGAGAAGGGCUUUUUCUUUGGGUACACCCACUGGGUCUGGUUUGUUGUAUUAUUAGCAAGUCUUGGAGGUCUGUACACCUCAGUUGUUGUGAAGUACACAGACAACAUUAUGAAGGGAUUCUCAGCUGCUGCAGCAAUUGUAAUUUCCACAGUUGCUUCCAUGUUGUUGUUUGGCUUGCAGAUAACUCCCACCUUUGUAUCUGGAGCCAUUCUCGUCUGUAUUGCAAUAUACUAUUAUGGUUUACCAAAGCAAAAUACAAUGACAAUUCAACAGACUGUAACAGAGAAGUCCAAACUGCCACUGGAAGAUGUGUGAUCAUAAACACUUCAUUAAGAAAUGGCAAAACGUGAAGAGUUUAAAAAAAACCUUAUCUGCAUCCUCUCCCAGCUUUUACAAGGGAUGUGGAUAUUUUCUAAAACAAAAAUCUCCAUUGGUCAUUGAUUCAUGAAUCCUUUUUUUGCACUUUAGUGCCAACAAGGUGAAGAUCUGUUAUGCAUUGUGACAAUCCAACGAACACAGCUAAGUUAUUUAACAAGUUUAUAAAGAAGCCGUUUUUAAACAUCUACUUCCGGAAGGUGCUGGUAAUAUGCAGUCAUGUUUCAAACAGUCACAGAAUUCUUUGGUAGACUUUUCUUUCCCAUGGCCUUUUUUAAACGCAAACUUUUAAAAGUCAGUGCUUUGCAGCUGCCAUGUUUGUUAUACUUUUUAGUUACUGGGUUACUCAGUGUUGGUCUCCCUAGUUGGUAUCAGAAGCAAUCGUUCCCUUGCAAAUCCUGAUUCUACUCUAUUUUUUUUCUCUUAUUGCUACUGUUAGAUUAAUUUUCAGUAGUUGCCUCUGAAAGCAGGGCAGUCUACUUGUAAAUCCAUCAUGUGAUUUGGCUGGAAUAUGUGCAAAGACGUUUUUUCCAAAAUUGCUGUUUACAUUGCUACUUGUGUUUGGCAUGAGCAAGAUUAAUUUUUAAAUUGCAUUCUUGUUAUCAUUCAUCAACAUUGACAUUAUACAGGAACUAGAUUUGAGACAAAAUGACUGACUGGUUUGAUCUGAUCUCUUAAGCUUGUCUGCAUGCAGUUGCAGGAUAAUCUAGAAGAUUGUAUUUGGUGUUACAGAUCAGGGAGGUAGUGUGUAUUCUGAAAUCCCUUUUCGUACCUUUGACUAAGCCAAAGUGAUUGCCAAGAUGUUUUAUUAAUCACAUCAAACAUGAGCCUGUUAUCAUCAAACUUGGUGUCCUGUAUUUACUACUGCAAUCGCCCAUGGAGAAUUUAGCUGUAAGACUUCCCCCACUAUUUGGAAAGUAAAAGAGCACAUCCAAAAUCUCACUUCACCCACCAAGACAAUAAUUUUGGGAUUUUCUUGCUUUUCUGUUGCUAGUUCCUCCAGAUUAUCAAACGUUUCUGAACUCUUUGUUUCUUUUAAAUCUCUGUAACCUUCAAUAAUGAUCUACUUAUGUGAUGAGAAGUGUUGUUUUUGUUGCUAAAAUAAUCCAUAAAAUAAAUCCUUAAGUUUAUUCUUAACCAUGAAGUAAUGCUGAUGCAAGAAAAGGAACUGUAGUGACAAUUAUGUACUCAUUGCUUUUCUGAUCUGAAGUUAAGGAAUAUGAAAAUGACCUUUUUAUAAAGUGUUAGCCCUCUGCAAACAAAAAAGCAACUAUUGAAUUGGACCCUUUUAGACUAGGUACCUGGCUGUCAGAGAACUGAUGCAGGUAAAAGUUAAACAUUUAUAUAUCCCUCCAAAUGAGGCACGUAUUCUAUCUGAAGAAGGAAACAAAAAUUCCAACUUGGUAAAUAGUUGGGGGGAUAAUAAAGACAUUCAUAACAAGUCUGGUACUUAAAACCUUGUGUAGUUGGUAUUUUGAGAUGUUAUCAAAUCACUUUUUUUUUGCAAAUCCUUAAGAUAAAGGAAACACUUAUUUAAUAGGCUUCACAACAUGAAACAAUGUAAUCCUGUUCUCAUUAACUGAUGUGAGAACAAGGGGAGAGACAGCAAUUGUAGGUUUUUUUUCUGGACAAUGGAUAUGGUGAAGAGGAAGGAGGUUUUUUUUGAAAUGGUGAUAAUGACCUGGCACUGUCUGCUCCUUAGGGAGGUGGGAGUGAAGACAAUGAAUAAUUUUGAAAUGAAAUUUGUUGCACAGUUGAGGGAAAUAAAGAUGGAACGUUACAGGGAUAAAAACUAUUAGAUUGGUCUGCAGAGUUGAUGGAUUUAGGUCAACUUAGUCUGUCCUGUACUAACUUUUAUGCAUCUUUAGUGUGACCCUGUGAAGGCUGCUCACUGUUUUUCCACCAAAUAAGACUGAGACAAAUUUGAGCAGGGCUCCUGUAAAUUUUGUAGUGUAAUUUGACCAGGGUUAGCAUGGAAUUAGUAUUUCUACUUACAUUGCACUUUCCUGCUAAAGUCUGGAUUGACAUUUAUAACUGCACAUUUACCUUUUCUUUUUGUGCAGGUAAUAGAGGCAGUGCAGAGUUAACUUUGUCACCUGUAAUUGACAAAAGGAUAUGACAGACUUAUGUCCCAAGUGAAUAAUGUGUUGCUACAAAGCGUGAAAAUCUCUAGAUGUUACCAGAAUUUGCUUGGCAUAGUGAAUUGAAGGCUGAUAUACAUUUUGCAAGCAAUGUGCGUUAACUUUGUUUCUUUCCUCAUUUCUGGUUGAGAACAAUGCCUGAAUGCAUGCUAGGGAUGCAAUGGGGCAAUGCCUAAACAUUCACUCAUUCCAUAGCAUGCAUUAAUGAUUGUUGUUUAAAUACAAUGUUUUAUUCCUUUUUUCAAACACCAAAAUGUUCAGACUGCAUUUGAACUUUGUGACAGGUGGUUCGAGUAGGAAAUUUGCCCUGUAGGGAGUUGCAGAAUGUGUGGUGCAUUUGCCCUUCAACAGUUGUGUACUCACUCUUAUUACACUACCACUUAAACUUACUGGGAAAAAAAACCAAGAACUGCAAAUGCUGGAAAUCAGAAACAAAAACAGAAAUUGUUAGAAAAACGGAAUCUGGCAGUAUUAAUGGACAGAAAACGGAGUUAAUAUUUCAGGUCCAGCAACCCUCCUUCAGAACAGCAAUUUUGUCUUUUUGUAACCAUUUAAAAUACUUUUUUCAUAAAUUUAAUAACCUGAAGUUAUAUUGGCACUUCUCUGCAAAAACAAGUUCCAGUUUUAAUGCAUCUGCUAUUCUCAGUUUUUCUCCCUUACCUUGGGCAAAAUAAUGUAGUAACCACUCAAACAAGCAUUGUCACUUAUUUGACUAGUGGUCUUUAGUUGCUCUAGUCGUGUUUGUUUUUCCCGCCGAUUACUAAAGAUUGCUAUAAUCGGGUACAAAAUAGUACAUUCUUUGUUCAAAACUCAAGAUAAUUCCUGGUCAUAUUAUCAUAAUUUAACCGUUCAUUAAUGGUUGCGUCUUCUGUGGUAAUGGCUAUUUACAAACAAUCUUUUUAAAGUGUUUGCUCACAGUAAAUGUGAACUGCUGAGAGAUCCUGGAAGAAAAUGACAUGAUAAUCUCAAUUUGAAGUCUGUGAAAUUUUAGUAUCUAUAUAUAGAUGUCAAUGAACUAUAACUGAAUUUCUAGUGUUUUAUCAUUAUCAUUCCAAGGAAUUUUCCAAUUCUUUUAGUCUGAGACAGUUUGUUUUGAAUCAAGCAAUGAAUGUAGCAGUGUCUCCCUCCCUAAUUUCAGUUCUGCCUCGUCUUAAUUUUCUAUAACUGAUCUUUUUAAAUGUUCUUGAAUGUAGCAGUACAUUUAUUAAUUAAUUUAUGGAACAUUUACUAAUUUAUGUUUUAGUGCCUUCAACAUGAGUUACUGCAAACUUAGCUGAUGAAAGUUCCUAGUGUUAACGUACAUAUUUGCAGUUUUGGUGUGGGUGCAAAUAUUUGUAGAAAGUGUGGUCUGUAAAUGCUGUAUGCGGAAUUGAGCCUAUUUAAAACAAUCCACUACAGAGUUGACUUUUUUUUUCCUGAAUGUAGAUUAUUUAGCAGAGUCUUGGAGCCUCUGUAAGUACAGACUUGUGCAGUGCUCAGAGUUUUGCUGGUCAUUAUUGGGUGGUAUUUUAAUAUUUUAAAUGUGCAUCAAAAAUGAAUUGGUAUUGAGAUUUUUUUUGUACGAAAACCUUUUGGUGUCAAAGUCACAAGCUACUGGGAAGGAUACAUCAUAUUUCAACGUCCAAAUUUGUUUUUGUUUUUUUUCAUGGUGGGAAUUUUUUUAUUAGCAAAGCUAUUUGCCUUACAGCUGUAAUGAAGUUGUCAAGAAGUGCAAACAACCAAAUUUGCAACAUGUAUCCUUUCCACAUUCAUAGGUUAUGUUUUAUAGUCCAAUUUCAUGGAUUGAUUUGUCUGUUUAUUUGGAAAAGCAGUCCGUGGCACUUGAUGUAUUUUCUAGAAUAUUAUUGAUUUAAUUAAAUCUUACUUUUUUCUUAAAUU